GUAUAGGAACUUGCACUGUCAGUACAGUCAAAUCAUAUCCAAAUACAUGACCUUACCACUAGGGUAAUAUAUUCUACAGCAAUAUGGCAUCUUGUUGUGUGACACUGUGACUAUGAUCUAGUUCCUAUCCGUAUAUAGCAUCUAUCGCUAUCAAUUUGAACGACCACACUGAUUUAGCUAAUUCAUAUACUGAAAAUGAACAAGGUACGUCUGUGUUAGACGGGAACUCGUUACAACGGAUGGCAGCACCUCUCUAAUUACACGGCUACAACACUUUGGCCUCUCUACUACCGACCGAAUGAGCGAUCAUAUUCUCACUGUAAGGCAAAUAGAACAUACUCCAAUUACGUCAUUUUACAGCGACAUACCGGAAGUUAACUUGUUUCCACGUGGAAGAGAGUGAACAUUUUAACCUCUAAACUAUAAUCUAUAAAAUGGGCAAGAAGGGUAAAGUUGGAAAAAGUCGCAAGGAUAAAUUUUAUCAUUUAGCGAAAGAGACAGGGUAUCGCUCACGAUCUGCUUUUAAGUUGAUUCAGCUGAACAGAAAGUUUCAGUUCCUGCAGAGAGCACGUGCUCUUGUGGAUCUUUGUGCUGCACCUGGAGGAUGGCUUCAAGUUGCUUCAAAAUUUAUGCCAUUGUCCAGUCUUAUUAUAGGUGUGGACAUUGUGCCUAUUAAAUCAAUUCCCAAUGUGGUAACGUUGCAGCAAGAUAUAACCACAGAGGAAUGCAGGCAGGCUUUAAAAAAACAGUUACAGACAUGGAAAGCAGAUGUAGUUCUCAAUGAUGGAGCCCCCAAUGUGGGAGCCAACUGGACACACGAUGCUUUCUCACAAGUACACUUGUCUCUCAUGGCACUACGUGUGGCUUGUGACUGUCUUUCAAGAGGUGGCUGGUUCAUCACUAAGAUCUUUCGUUCAUCAGAUUAUCAGUCUCUUCUCUGGAUCCUGCAGCAGUUCUUCAAGAAAGUAAAUUCCACAAAGCCACAAGCAUCUCGUAGUGAAAGUGCUGAGAUCUUUGUUGUUUGCCAAGGUUUUCUUGCACCAGAUAAAAUAGACAACAAAUUCUUUGAUCCCAAAUUUGCAUUUAAAGAAGUGGAAGGUUCUGUGCAAACAGUUUCUCAACUGCUAUCUCAAAAAAAGCCUAAGGCAGAGGGAUAUGAUUCUAAUUCAAUAUCUCUGUAUCAUCGAGCAUCUCUAAUAGAUUUUCUCAAAUGUGACAAUCCUGUGGAUUUUUUAGCAAAGACAAGUGAGAUUGUUCUGGAUAACACAGAGUUAGAGAAAUAUCCUGCUACAAGCAAUGACAUUCGUGAAUGCUGCAAAGACAUAAAAGUGCUUGGACGCAAAGAGCUCAGGUCUCUUCUGAGCUGGCGCUCAAAACUGCGAAGGCACCUUGCCAAAAAGCUGAAGGAAUCCAAAGAACAAGGAGGAGAUAUUGAACUUAGUUCUGGGGAAGAAGAAGAAGAAAAAGAGGGCUCUGUGGGUGAAAAGGAGAAGCCUUCAGAAGAUGAAGAAGAGGUUCUUGACAAGAAGCUUGCUGAGAUGAAAGCUGAAGAACUAGCAAAACUUAAGAGGCAGAAGAAGAAGUUGCUGAAGGUUCAGCGUCGGCAGAGAGAGCGCGUGGAACUGAAAAUGGAUCUACCAGGGGUAUCUAUCGCUGAUGAAGGAGAGACUGGCAUGUUCUCAUUGCGCAGCAUUGGCAAGAGUGAGCUGUUGCAGACAAUCUCCCAUGGUGACAUGUCUGUUGCAGACUCUAUGUUAUCAGAUAUAGCCCACAAUGAUGGAGAAAUUGUUAUUUCUGGAGAUGAGGAGGAUGAGAUUUCGCUUGCCAGUGACCUUGAUGACGACGAUUUGGAGGAGGUGCGAAAACAAGAGCAGAAGUCAGAGUCCAAGAGGGUGCCUCAAAAAGAGGACAUAUCUCAGGAAGAUGAGGAGUUGUCAAAUCCACUGCUUGUUCCCUUAGAGGAGGCAUCAGAGCAUCAGCAAAGAAAUACCAACUUAUGGUUUGGGAAGGGUGUAUUUUCUUGUAUGGAUUUUGAUGCUGAUGAAGAUCUGGAGAUUAAACAGACACAGAUUUUACAGGAGAACAAGAGAGAAGAGAAGACACCUAAGUCAAAAGACAGAAAAAAAAUGAAAACUUCCGAAAUUUCUGAUGUUGCACAUGAAAACUCUGAACCCAAAACAACUAGUGAUGGGGCAAAGGUUGCGGUGGCAUCCAAUUCUGGGGAUAUGACAACAAAAAUGGCUGAAGAGUCUCCCAGCAGCUUAGAUAGCGACAGCAGUGAGGAUGAGACGGAUAUUAGGUCCAUGAAGAAGGGUCUGAGAAAAAAAAAAAAGCAAGAGAAGGAAGAAACAGAUGGUUUUGAAGUGGUUUCAAUAGAGCGCCCAGUAAAGCGAUCCCGUAUACUGGAUGCAGAAGGCCUGGCCCUUGGGACAGUUAUUGCUACCUCCAAGAAAGCUACAAGAGAUCUUAUUGAUAGUUCCUUUGGCAGGUAUGCCUUCAAUGAUGAUGAAGAAGAGCUUCCUGACUGGUUUGUUUCAGAGGAAAAAAAGCACCGUAUCCUUCAACUUCCUGUAGAUCGUCAAACUGUUGCGGAAUAUCGCAUGCGCCAGAGAGAACUUAAUGCCCGUCCUAUUAAGAAAGUGGCAGAGGCAAAAGCCAGAAAAAGAAGAAGGAUGCUGAAGAAGAUGGAACAAGCCAAAAAGAAGGCUGAAGCAGUGGUAAAUACAGUUGAUAUUACUGAAAAGGAGAAAGUUGCUCAACUGCGAAGUGUAUAUAAGAAAGCUGGUCUUGGAAAAGAAAAGAGACAAGUCACAUAUGUAGUGGCUAAGAAAGGUGCUGGGCGAAAAGUUUCCAGGCCAGCUGGAAUUAAAGGUCAUUUCAAAGUUGUGGAUGGGAGAAUGAAAAAAGACAGAAGAGGUCAAAAGUCGAAGAGAUAACUGAAAUUUACCUGCUGUUAUGUUGCUACAUCUUUGUCUGUAUCCACAAUCAAACUAAACAAUAUUGGACCCAACACCAAAAGGCACUGUGUUUCUUCUAUCUGCGGCCAUGUAAAUAAACAAAUUCCAAAACCAGAACUUCAUACAUUUCUUCAGGGUCAUAAAAUGUAUUCCUUUAUUUUCCUGGCUUUGUUAAAGGAGCAUUGCCAUGUAAAAUGAUAUGUCCAUGUGCACACAGCAUGAUAAAUAAAGUAUGCUGUAUAUGUUCUUUUUAAAAUGUUCUGUACCUGCAUUAUUCCUGAACGCCUCUUACAAUUACUAACCUAAUCGUGAUGUUGUAAGGCCACCUGUUAACAUCUAGUGGCUCAGAGAAUGUUCUCUAGCUCAAAUAUAGAUUCAUCAAAAACAAUCAACUGGUAUGUCCUAGUUACAGUCCCAUGUUGUAAAUAUAAUUAUGUGAGUACGUAAUUGGCUAAGACUACAUUUGAUUGGAUGCACACUGUUCACCAUAAAUAUAAAUAAUAGUGGUUUAAGUUUGAUGUCUUUAGAUGUAAUAUGUAGGAGGUUCUUAACUAAAGUACAAAUAUCUUCUAUGAGAAAAAAACAAAACGAUUUUCAAUGUUGUUUAAUGGAAUUUACUACCCACUUAAUGGGAUAGGAAAAUCAAAAUUAAACUUACAUGAUUCAGCUCAAACAUCUAAUUUUAAGACACAAAUUCACUUGUGUUUUCUAAUUUACCUUGUCCUUUUAAUAUCCUUUGUUGAAACAUAAUUUGUGCAUAUCCUACACUACUGGGAAUUAGCUGACUAUGUCUAUACAUUUGUCUCUGGUCAUUGAUCUUUUCAGCUAGCGUCCAGUAGUGCAUUGCUUCUUUGGACCUGACUAACUGUUUAAAUCUUUUUGCAGGGGUUAAACACACAGUUAUAUACAAGCAAUAGUGUGUAAUAAAAUUUUCUAAUAUAGAGCA
Molecule: messenger RNA, 3903 nt
Organism: Bombina bombina (fire-bellied toad)
Lineage: Eukaryota; Metazoa; Chordata; Amphibia; Anura; Bombinatoridae
Gene: FTSJ3
Product: FtsJ RNA 2'-O-methyltransferase 3
Exons: 22
Coding region: 435-2936 (833 amino acids)
Biological process (GO): rRNA methylation; maturation of 5.8S rRNA from tricistronic rRNA transcript (SSU-rRNA, 5.8S rRNA, LSU-rRNA); maturation of LSU-rRNA from tricistronic rRNA transcript (SSU-rRNA, 5.8S rRNA, LSU-rRNA)
Cellular component (GO): nucleolus; preribosome, large subunit precursor; nucleus
Molecular function (GO): rRNA (uridine-2'-O-ribose)-methyltransferase activity; rRNA (guanine) methyltransferase activity
Source: RefSeq, a predicted model, not a curated record